Molecule: messenger RNA, 1370 nt
Organism: Dicentrarchus labrax (European seabass)
Lineage: Eukaryota; Metazoa; Chordata; Actinopteri; Moronidae
Gene: ppp1r14d
Product: protein phosphatase 1 regulatory inhibitor subunit 14D
Exons: 4
Coding region: 605-967 (120 amino acids)
Biological process (GO): regulation of phosphorylation
Cellular component (GO): cytoplasm
Molecular function (GO): protein serine/threonine phosphatase inhibitor activity
Source: RefSeq, a predicted model, not a curated record
AAACAAACUUAUUUCUGUAUUUUGUCAUGGCAGUAAGACACGUAUACGGCAUAUUUUGAGCCACAGUUAUAGUCCUAACUUGAUUGCUGUGGUUGCCUCCUCACCCAUUCACCAGUUUUUAUCGCAGUAAUUGACCUAUGCUCUUCCACCUGUUAUAACAUAACACAGAAGAGAGCAAAAAGCAAACAUACACCCUAUAAGGCAUGUGCGCACACACAAAUGCGCACACACAGACAUGCACACAAACACACACACGCACAGAGGCAUAUCUCAUUACCAUCCUCCUGAUAGUGCAGCCAGUGGGUGUUGCAAGAGGAGGAGGGAAGGAGAGCAAGACAGUGAGCUUUAGAGAGAGAGAGAGAGAGAGAGAGGACAAGGACAGGCGGAGCAGAGCCAGUGUUAUAGAGAGAGGGAGAGCACGAACACUCAACAAGAUAACAGAAGAUACGCGUGGGAACAGCAGCCCACAGGAAAGGCAAAGAUAGAGACAGAGCAGGGGAGCCGGUGUGCACAAAACCAACGUGUCAGAGCCUGUGGGUCUGUCUGUGGGAGUGCGUGUGUGAGCUCAGUGUGUUUCCACGGUUCUCCUGAGGCCGUGGCAGCCAUGGCGUCAGAGCCUAGCACCCAGUCCAGGGUGAUGUUCCAGGCGGCGGACAAAACAGAGGAGCCGGCGCACCGCAAGCUGGGGAAGCUGACAGUCAAAUACAACCGCAAGGACCUGCAGAGGAGGCUGGAUAUCGAAGAGUGGAUCGACGGGCAGCUGCACCUGCUGUUUGACUGUGAGGAGGAAGAGAUUCCAGAGUUAGAGAUUGACAUAGAUGAGCUCCUGGAGCUGACAGACGAGGGGCAGAGAACCCGGCUGCAGGAGUUGUUGCAGGAAUGUGGAAAGCCAAAAGAGGAUUUUAUCAAUGGGCUGCUCUACAGGAUAAAGGGUCUACGCAAAAUGUCAGGUCCCUUGAAGAAAUAAUUAUAGGUCAAUAAAGAAUUGAGAGAAUGUGGAGCCUCUUAUCCUCCCAUCCGUUAUCUGUUUGGAUGCCUGUAUGUGCGGUUCACACGUCUGUGGGACUUUCUGUCUGCCCUCUGCCCCCUCCUGGGGGCAGCAACAUUCUAACAACACAGCAGUCGGGUUUUGAAUGGAUUUUUUUUAUUUUUAUUAUUUCAUUUUAAUUUAUGGACUGCUAUAACAUUUUGUCUCCCAUAAACAUACCAAUAAUGCACAUGUGAUAAAAGCUGUACUGACUAUUACUCAGAUGGACUGUUUUGUUUGUGUACGACUGUACAUUUUCGGUUGCCUAUUUAUGUACAUAAAUAUUUUUUUGUUCUGAUAACAGUGUUGUAUGUCCAAAUAAAAUUGAACAUUUUCAAGACAA